CUAAUAGAAUGUCCCCUCUGCACCCUACCCCAGCCCAAAUCUAACUUUCCCCAAUUAAGUGCAACCCUCUGUAGUCACAGAUCGUGCAGAGAUUGCAUGAGGCAGUACCUGAGAGUUGAGAUAACAGAGUCGAGGAUAAACGUCGCCUGCCCCGAAUGUUCGGAGCAGCUGCACCCGAACGACAUACGGGCCAUACUCAACGAAGAUGUCCACCUGUAUAAUAAGUAUGAAGAGUUUAUGCUUAGGAGGGUGCUUGUGUCGGACCCCGACGCCAGGUGGUGCCCUGCCCCCGACUGCAACUACGUCGUCAUAGCAACGGGCUGUGCCAGCUGUCCCAAACUUUCAUGCAGCAGGCCGGGCUGUGGGGCCACUUUCUGCUACCACUGUAAACAAUACUGGCACCCGUGCCAGACGUGUGAUGAUGCGAAGGCCGAGAGAUCGUCGAACCUCAGGUCAUCCUUCAGUCAGGAAUCAACUCCUCACAAUGACAUAAAAUCGUGCCCAAGAUGUCAGGCCUUCAUUGUGAAAAUGGACGACGGCUCAUGCAACCACAUGACCUGCGCCAUCUGUGGCGCUGAGUUCUGCUGGCUGUGUAUGAAGGAAAUUUCCGACCUUCAUUAUUUGAGCCCAUCUGGUUGUACGUUUUGGGGUAAAAAACCUUGGAGUCGCAAGAAAAAAAUUCUCUGGCAGUUGGGAACGCUCGUGGGAGCGCCAGUUGGUAUCACCCUGAUCGCCGGUAUCGCAGUACCCGCCAUCAUCAUCGGCGUACCAAUCUGGGUGGGCAAAAGGGUGAGCGCUUGUUUGUUUGGUUGUUACAUGACGGUUCACAAAAGAAACCUGGCAACCACUGGAGGUGUCCUCUCUUCCAUUCUUAUAUCACCCUUGCUGGCUGCCAUUGCUGUUGGGAUAGGGGUUCCGAUAUUGCUGGCCUACGUGUACGGUGUGGUCCCGAUCUCGUUGUGUCGCAGUGGUGGCUGUGGCGUGCGAACGACAAACUCCGGCGGUGUCAAGAUCGAUUUCAAUGAAACUGAAGCCAGGACAGAUGGCGCUAACUCCAAUAUUAAUAACAGUUCAGUUGUGCUGCUGCUCAUAGGCCCCAGCAUUGGAGAGAUGUCAUUGGUCAUGACUAACAGCCUCAGUGCGAGUGGCAGCCAUCUUGAUAGGGUGGGGGCAAUCAGAGAAGAUAGCUGCGAUAGGGACUCGGCCAGUCACAAAGCCAUGGCCGGAUCGUGCAUAGCUGAAAGUCUGUCUGGGAGU
Molecule: messenger RNA, 1257 nt
Organism: Helobdella robusta
Lineage: Eukaryota; Metazoa; Annelida; Clitellata; Rhynchobdellida; Glossiphoniidae
Exons: 7
Biological process (GO): positive regulation of proteasomal ubiquitin-dependent protein catabolic process; ubiquitin-dependent protein catabolic process; protein polyubiquitination
Cellular component (GO): cytoplasm; ubiquitin ligase complex
Molecular function (GO): ubiquitin conjugating enzyme binding; ubiquitin protein ligase activity; zinc ion binding
Source: RefSeq, a predicted model, not a curated record